GUUCGUGUUGCUGUGUUGGCAUGGCAGCAGAUCACGGCGAGCUGCUGGCUGAGAUGGCCACAGUCGGGCGUCUGAGCGCCACUGAACGCCUGAAGCACGCCCAGAAGCGUCGCGCUCAGCAGCUGAAAGCUUGGAUGCAGAUGGAGAAGGAUACAGCACGAGGGUCGAGGGCCAAAGCGGAUAAGAAGAAGGCACGCACCACCAAAGUGACAUUCCCCAAUGCCAUCACCCUGCUGGAUGCAGCUGCCCGCAAUGACCUGAACGAGGUGAGGGAACUGCUUAACACCGGCAUCAGCCCAGAUCUGGUCAACGAGGAUGGACUGACAGCCCUGCAUCAGUGCUGCAUUGAUGACUUUGUGGAGAUAGUGCAGUGCUUGCUGGACGCUGGCGCCUCUGUGAAUGCCUGUGAUAGUGAGUUAUGGACACCACUGCACGCUGCUGCCACCUGUGGACACACCGGUCUGGUGCAGCUCCUGAUUCAGGCUGGGGCUGACCUACUGGCUGUCAAUGCGGAUGGCAACAUGCCCUAUGACCUCUGUGAGGAUGAGGCCACCCUCGAGCUGCUGGAGAUGGUUAUGGCUGAACAGGGGAUAACUCAGGAGCGUAUAGAUGAAUGCAGAGGGGCUAAAGAGAGAGCCAUGCUGGCUGACAUUCGGGCUCUGGUUCAGAGCAAAGCAGACUUAAACACUCAGGACGAUAAUGGAGCAACACUGCUCCAUAUAGCAUCUGCUAAUGGCUACAUAUCAGUGGCGGAGCUGUUGCUAGAGAACAGGGCUCAGGUGGAAGUGAAGGACUCUGAUGGCUGGACACCGCUACAUGCAGCCUCCUGCUGGGGACAAAUUCAAAUGGUGGAACUGCUGGUAGCCCAUGGAGCAAGUCUAAGCACCAAGUCUGUCCUGGAGGAGACGCCUCUUGAUGUGUGUAUGGAUGAGGAGGUAAGAGCCAAACUAAUGGACCUAAAGCAUAAACACGACGCCAUCAUGAAGAGCCAGGACCGGCAGAAGGGCACACUGCAAAGACGAGCCUCUAGCACUGGCAGCAGAGGUAAGGUGGUGCGUCGUGUCAGCGUGAACGAGCGUUCCAGUCUGUACCGACGAGAGCACCACAAAGAGGCCAUGGUGUGGCAGGAGCGAGGACGACAGCCCGAUCCACAAGACGACGAUGAGGACAGACAGACAGACAAUGAGCUACACCAGCAUGCCACCAUGGUUGCUGGUGGUACAGCGACAUCACGUUUAGGAGAACUGGAGUCCGCAGACAGGAAAAUAGUGUCCAGCCUAGGUAAUGGAGGGACAUCUGUAUCCCUGGCUGCCUCUGUGCCUGGAGAGCUGCGGAGUGGUGGAGGUCUCAUGGAGCGCAGCGCCUCCUACCAGCUCUGCCCUGCACCUGGAGCUGAGUCAGGGUCUAGGUCUACAGAGGGCGAGGGGACCGACAGUAUGACACGAGAGAAAUCGCACCACACGCUGGCUGACCUGAAACGCCAGCGGGCAGCUGCCAAGCUCAAUAAAUACCCUGCACCUCCACCACCUCUGCCCCCUCCCUCAGAGGAGGAGCCUCCAGUUGCAGUAGUUGAGAUUACAACUACUCAGGCCCAGCCAGAGCUCCAAAUGACGCCCAGUACAGAGCAGGUAGCCUCCCCAAGCCAGGUGUAUUUCACCCCAGCCAGCGGAGAUCCUCCACUGCUGAAACUCCGAGCGCCUGAGGAGGAACAGUCUACCAACAAGGAGCCCUGCUGUGGACUCAUGUAGACAGCCUGACACACUCAGACAUGCACAUGAACAUACUGCCUACAGAGUAGAGGAGCGAGGCAUGUAACACUCCAAAGUGGCAAAAACAUUUCAAAACAGACACGUUUGAAGUGAAUCAUUGAAGACUGUAAGCUAAGGCCACAUGCCAAUGAGGGUUUGAUCUACACUGCAUUUCACAUAACUAAAGUGCAAUCUAUGUGCUUAUUCUCUCUUUGCUUGGCUUUUUUAAUCAAUAUUAUACACUU
Molecule: messenger RNA, 1993 nt
Organism: Seriola dumerili (greater amberjack)
Lineage: Eukaryota; Metazoa; Chordata; Actinopteri; Carangiformes; Carangidae
Gene: ppp1r16a
Product: protein phosphatase 1 regulatory subunit 16A
Exons: 10
Coding region: 21-1748 (575 amino acids)
Cellular component (GO): cytoplasm
Molecular function (GO): enzyme inhibitor activity; phosphatase regulator activity; protein binding
Source: RefSeq, a predicted model, not a curated record